Molecule: messenger RNA, 1726 nt
Organism: Sorex araneus (European shrew)
Lineage: Eukaryota; Metazoa; Chordata; Mammalia; Eulipotyphla; Soricidae
Gene: IRF4
Product: interferon regulatory factor 4
Biological process (GO): immune system process; regulation of transcription by RNA polymerase II
Cellular component (GO): nucleus
Molecular function (GO): RNA polymerase II cis-regulatory region sequence-specific DNA binding; protein binding; DNA-binding transcription factor activity, RNA polymerase II-specific
Source: RefSeq, a predicted model, not a curated record
GACCCACCGCAGCCUCGGCUCCAAGUCGGGGGCUAGUGCCAGGCGGAUCCCGGGCGCGCUGGGCAUGAACUUGGAGGGCGCCGGCGGCGGCUGCCGGGGCGGGGACUUCGGCAUGAGCGCGGUGAGCUGCGGCAACGGCAAACUCCGCCAGUGGCUCAUCGACCAGAUCGACAGCGGCAAGUACACGGGGCUGGUGUGGGAGAACGAUGAGAAGAGCAUCUUCCGCAUCCCCUGGAAGCACGCGGGCAAGCAGGACUACAACCGCGAGGAGGACGCGGCCCUCUUCAAGGCGUGGGCACUAUUUAAAGGCAAGUUCCGAGAAGGCAUAGACAAGCCCGACCCCCCCACGUGGAAGACGCGCCUGAGGUGCGCCUUGAACAAGAGCAACGACUUUGAGGAGCUGGUGGACCGGAGCCAGCUGGACAUCUCCGACCCCUACAAGGUCUACCGGAUUGUUCCAGAGGGAGCCAAGAAAGGCGCGAAGCAGCUCAGCCUGGAGGAGCCACAGAUGGCGAUGAGCCACGCCUACGCCAUGACAAGCCCGUACUCCUCGCUCCCAGCUCAGGUCUCAAACUACGUCAUGGCGCCCCACGAGCGGAGCUGGAGGGAGUAUGUCCCCGACCAGUCACACCCCGAAAUCUCCUAUCAGUGCCCCAUGUUUGGACCCCGAGGUCACCCUGGCAAGGCCCCCCCUUGUGAAAAUGGUUGCCAGGUGACAGGCACCUUUUAUGCUUGUGCCCCGCCGGAGUCCCAGGCGCCCGGACUCCCCGUCGAGCCAAGCAUAAGGUCGGCUGAAGCCUUGGCUCUCUCAGACUGCCGGCUGCACAUCUGCCUGUACUACCGCGACGUCCUGGUCAAGGAGCUGACCACCUGCAGCCCCGAGGGCUGCCGCAUCUCGCACAGCCACGCCUUCGAGCCGGGCAACCUGGACCAGGUGCUCUUCCCCUACCCCGAGGACAGCGGCCACCGGAAGAACAUCGAGAAGCUGCUGAGCCACCUGGAGAAGGGCGUGGUGCUGUGGAUGGCGCCCGACGGCCUUUACGCCAAGAGACUGUGCCAGAGCCGCAUCUACUGGGACGGGCCCCUGGCCCUGUGCGGGGACCGGCCCAACAAGCUGGAGAGGGACCAGACGUGCAAGCUCUUCGACACGGAGCAGUUCCUCUCAGAGCUGCAAGCCUUCGCCCACCAUGGCCGGGCCCUGCCGAGAUUCCAGAUCACCCUGUGUUUCGGGGAGGAGUUUCCGGACCCCCAGAGGCAGCGGAAGCUCAUCACGGCGCAGGUCGAACCUCUACUCGCCAGACAACUCUAUUAUUUUGCGCAACAGAACAGUGGACACUUCCUGCGAGGCUAUGACUUACCGGAGCACAUCGGCAGCCCGGAGGAUUAUCACAGAUCCAUCCGUCACUCCUCCAUCCAAGAGUGAAAACGGGCACGUAGGCGAUGGAGUGGUCAGCCUGGAGCACGCGUGACGCGGGACCCGGGAAGGUGUGUGCCACGCCUCUGCGCGGCCCUGGCUUCCGUCCCUGCCACCACCUGAAGGAAAAAAAAAAUAGAAGAAAAAAAAGAAAACAUUGGGGCAUGCGGUAGGCCAGCUAUGGGGCACCCGCUCUGUGAGCCCGAGGCCAGUGGGGAGGCUCCGAGUUGGAUCCCCGGCUCCGCCCCGCACACCUGACUGAAUGUCUCCCCCGCCCCCCCGCGCCGUGAGCUCUCUGCAGCCCCCGUGUGC